CAACAGGUUUGCGCACAUCCUGGACAGGACCCUCACCACCACCAUAAGAUAGCACCAUAGCACCGCUCCUCGAAAUCAGUUUCACACGGGUCAAGUGAGAGCGCUAAUUGAAUUGCAGGCGUGCCUGUAAAUUCACUUAUAAACGCUAUUUCAUGUGAACAAAUUGCAUAAAAGACAUAUCACGAAACUAUAAAAAAAAAAUAUAUAUAUAUUGAAAAACAUUGGCCGCAGUUUCCGCUGGUCGCACAAAAUAAAACGCACCCGAGAAUCGUGCAGAAAUAUACUCAGUGAUGGCUCACACGAAAACGCGGAGAAGCUACGGAUUUCUGCUGGUGCUCCUGAUUUUGGGCAACGCCUGCGGCAGUUUGGUGGCCAGCGGAGGAGCCUCCAGUGCCGCCGCCAACGAACCAGGCGGCAGCGGCCUCUCCGAGCAGGUGCUACUGGACCAACUUAGCGAGAGCGACCUGUACGGCAACAACAAGCGCGCAUGGCAAUCGCUGCAGAGUUCGUGGGGCAAGCGGUCUUCCGGCGGAGAUUCGGGCGAUCCGGACAUCUACAUGACCGGACACUUUGUGCCGCUGGUGAUUACGGAUGGCACCAACACCAUCGAUUGGGACACCUUCGAGCGACUGGCCAGUGGACAGGCACCACAGCAGCAGCAGCAGCAGCAGCAGCAGCAACAGCAACGGCAGCAGCAGCAAUCGCAGUCUGGCGAGGAUUUGGACGAGCUCGGAGGCGAAGCAGACGUGGAGAAGCGCGCCUGGAAAAGCAUGAACGUGGCCUGGGGCAAGAGGAGGCAGGCGCAGGGCUGGAACAAGUUCAGGGGCGCCUGGGGCAAGCGCGAACCCACCUGGAACAACCUGAAGGGCAUGUGGGGCAAGCGCGACCAGUGGCAGAAGCUGCACGGCGGAUGGGGCAAGCGCUCCCAGUUGCCCGGCAACUAAUCCGCCCAAGGAACCGCCACCGCCGCCACACAACUUGUAAUCAGACUAAACUAAUCCACCUGUAUCUAACCGUAUAUAGCAUGUGUGUUUCCUCCGCGGAUGGGUUCCGUUCUCAGUGUCCAAGUCGCAAUACCCCCAAUGCCCCCGAUCACUGGCCACUGAAAGUCAAUUCCGAAAAUGUAUGAAAGCGCUCGCCUGUAGGCUAGUCUAGUCUAGUCUAGCGAUCCGGAUCGCCGUCUCGAUCAUCCAGUAUUAUACGCAUUAUAUCGUAUGUCUAGUCAACUAUCCACCCUAGCACCUAGUCUCCAAGUAUACAAGAUCUUUCCGAAGAAGACCGCUCUAAUCUAGAAACGUUAACUAAGUUAAUGAAUUGUGCAUAUACAUUUAUACUUAAAUAUACAUCAAUACCUAGCAAAUGGCAACUAUCAAUACUAAAUAAAAAUAUGUUGAAAGUAA
Drosophila gunungcola (fruit fly) is the source of this 1400-nucleotide messenger RNA. RefSeq names its product allatostatins MIP (gene Mip). The record is from RefSeq and is a predicted model, not a curated record. The coding region runs from base 291 to 944 and encodes 217 amino acids. NCBI's taxonomy places the organism in Eukaryota, Metazoa, Arthropoda, Insecta, Diptera, Drosophilidae. The transcript has 2 exons.